Messenger RNA from Xiphias gladius (swordfish), 1767 nucleotides. RefSeq names its product kelch-like protein 10. The transcript is spliced from 5 exons. The record is from RefSeq and is a predicted model, not a curated record. Bases 1 to 1767 code for a protein of 588 amino acids. Gene Ontology annotation, molecular function: protein binding. Lineage: Eukaryota; Metazoa; Chordata; Actinopteri; Istiophoriformes; Xiphiidae.
AUGAAUGACCGAAGCAAGUCCUCACAAAAGUCAAGCUCAGUGUGUAAUGAUCUCCGUCUGGCAGGAAUAUUUUGUGAUGCAGUCAUCAAAGUUGAGGAUGUCGAAUUUCAAAUCCACAAGAUCAUCCUCUGUAACUGCAGCCCGUACUUCCGAGCGCUCUUCGAACGCUGGUCGACCGCAGACAGGAAGGUCUUUAACAUAUCGGGUCUGUCUCCUGACACGAUGCAGCUCAUCAUUGAGUUUGCAUACACCAACUCUAUUUCUGUGACGGAGAACAAUGUACAGGAUUUAAUGCUAGCAGCCGAUAUGCUCAAUAUAAUGGAUGUCGUACAAACCUGCUCCGACUUCUUCUGUGAGGAGUUCUGCCCAGAGAACUGCAUCGGCAUCUGGCAGUUCACAAAAAUCUGCUUCAGUUCUGAGCUGCAGUGCAAAGCCUACUGCUAUAUCACUGAUCACUUUGAGGAGGUUGUUUCCCAUGAAGAGUUCCUGCAGCUCUCUAUGCAGGAACUCAAUGAAAUCCUUGGUAGAGAUGACCUCAAUGUAAGAAAGGAGAGUACUGUUUAUGAGGCCAUCCUCCGCUGGAUUGCCCACAUACCCGAAGAACGAGAAGGACAUAUCACUGUGCUUUUCUCUAAGGUUCGGCUGGGCCUUACAAGUGCAGAGUACAUCAUGAGCAAUGUGAUGUCCAAUGAGCUAGUGAAGAAAAACACUGAGUGCCUGCAAAUGGUCCAUGAUGCCAUGCAAACCAGGUGUCACAUUAUCACAAACAGGCCCUUGGUGUCUGGCCUCUGUAACCCUCUCGCACGUCCUCGUCUGCCUAAUGCCAUCCUGUUGGCCAUUGGAGGCUGGAGCGGUGGUGAUCCAACUAACGGCAUUGAGGUGUACGAUGUCCGAGCUGACCGCUGGAUCAACGUGACGGACAAUCUGGAGCGUCCCCGUGCCUAUCACGGCGCUGCCUUCCUCAAUGGGUAUGUCUACUGUGUUGGUGGCUUUGACAGGGUGGAGCAUUUCAACAGCGUGCGCAAGUUUGACAUGAGCACACACAGCUGGCAUGAGGUGGCACCCAUGUAUUGCCGCCGCUGCUAUGUGAGCGUAACAGUGCUGAACGGGUGCAUCUAUGCCAUGGGAGGCUAUGAUGGACACACUCGACUCAGCUCCGCAGAGCGCUACAGGCCCGAAACCAACCAGUGGAGUCUUAUUGCACCCAUGCACGAGCAGAGGAGUGACGCCAGCUGCACAACACUCCAUGACAAGGUUUACAUUUGUGGUGGCUUCAAUGGGAAUGAGUGCCUGCUAACAGCUGAAUAUUACAAUCCAGAGAACAACCAGUGGACAAUGAUCACCCCCAUGAACAGUAGGCGCAGUGGAAUUGGAGUCAUCGCGUAUGCAGACCAUGUCUAUGCAGUUGGUGGCUUUGAUGGCAACAGUCGUCUGCGCAGCGCAGAGGCCUACAACCCACUGACCAACAGUUGGCACGUAGUGUCCCCCAUGUUGACCCCCCGCAGCAACUUUGGCGUCGAAGUGAUUGAUCACCGACUCUUUGCUGUAGGGGGCUUCAACGGUUUCACCACCACCUAUAAUGUUGAGUGCUAUGACAGUACAACAGAUGAUUGGUCUGAGGCUUGUAACAUGGAGAUCUACCGCAGCGCCCUGAGCUGCUGCGUGGUGUUCGGACUCCCCAGCAUGGUUGACUAUGCUGUCCCUCGUGACGCCCUGCCGCUUUUACAUUUCGAGGACGAGGCAGUGGAGCCAGGAGACUCCAUCUAA